AUGGACCAGAAUAGAACAGAGAGGCAUCUACUGAAGGAGUUGGGUUUCAUUUGCCAUGUUGAAAAUCCUCAUAAAUUUAUAUCAAACUACCUUGCAGCCCGUGAGACACCCCCAGAACUGAGACAAGAAGCUUGGAAUCUUGCAAAUGAUAGUUUGCGUACGACUUUGUGUGUGCGGUUCAAGAGUGAGGUUGUGGCCUGUGAGGCAAAUGGGUUAAUAAUGGAUUAUGCAUUAAUGAUAGAUUUUGCAAAUUUAAUUAUUGGGUUGUAUGAGGAUGAGUCAAUGACUGCUGUAAAAAUCCAACUAUUCAGUCUAUUUUUGCAGAAGCUUCAGAAUUUGGCUGGGCAACACUCCAAUGUUCUCGAGACUCUUUUGCCGAAGAUUCGGAAGCGAGUUGAUGUUCUCAGAGAGAUUCAGAGCCAACAUGAUGAGUUGAAGGCAAAGUUUUUCGAGGAGAGAGCAGCCCUUGAAGCUAAAUACCAGAAGCUUUACGGACCACUGUACGAUAAGAGGUGUGAAAUUGUAAAUGGUGUUGUAGAAGUUGAAGGAGUUACAAGUGAAGCCACAAUGGACCUCGAGGAUGAUAAGUCUACAGAAGCUGAGAAAGGUGUUCCCGAUUUUUGGCUCAAUGCAAUGAAGAAUAAUGAAGUAUUGGCUGAGGAGAUCUCAGAGCGCGAUGAAGAGGCCCUCAAAUAUCUUAAAGAUAUCAAGUGGUGUAGGAUUGAUAAUCCCAAGGGAUUUAAGCUCGAGUUCUUCUUUGAUACCAAUCAUUUUUUCAAGAACUUGGUUUUGACAAAAACAUAUCACAUGAUUGAUGAUGAUGAACCUAUUUUAGAGAAAGCAAUAGGAACGGAGAUUGAAUGGUAUCCAAGUAAAUGCUUGACUCAGAAGAUCCUUAAGAAGAAGCCGAAGAAGGGGUCUAAGAGUGCAAAACCUAUUACAAAGACUGAAAAAUGUGAAAGUUUCUUCAACUUCUUCAGCCCUCCCGAGGUUCCUGAGGAUGAAGAUGAUAUUGAUGAAGAUACUGCGGAAGAACUUCAGAACCAAAUGGAGCAAGACUAUGACAUUGGUUCAACCAUUCGGGACAAAAUUAUCCCCCAUGCUGUCUCGUGGUUUACGGGGGAGGCUGUUGAGGGGGAUGACCUUGAAGACAUAGAUGACGACGAUGACGAAGAUGAUAAUGAUGAUGAAGAAGAUGACGAUGAAGAAGAUGAAGAUGAGGACGAAGAUGAGGAUGCUGACGAAGAUGAAAAUAAAGCCAAAUUACUCACGAAGAAGUCAUCUGGACCAAAGAAGAGUAUGCGAGCUCUAGCUAAGGAAGGUCAGCAAGGUGAGCGUCCACCAGAAUGCAAGCAACAGUAGUAAUCAGAUUGCAGACAUCUUCGCUUGGGAACACAGGGUGGGGUGAUGUUUUGAGAGUUUUGGGUCUUUGAUUUGCCCCCCUGUUUAUUGAAAUUGUUUCUCUCUCUCUCAUAUUUUUUCUUGUGAGGAACAUUCAUAUUUUGUUUUUUUGGAAAGUAUUUAUAUUCCGUUGGGUAUCUUGGGCUUCAUGGGUUGGGAUUGUUGUGAAUUUUAAUCAGAAAUUGAAUUUUAAUCAGAAACUAGUGGAGCAUGUCUAUUAUUUGGUAUACAAUGAUUUUUAGC
Molecule: messenger RNA, 1644 nt
Organism: Camellia sinensis
Lineage: Eukaryota; Viridiplantae; Streptophyta; Magnoliopsida; Ericales; Theaceae
Source: RefSeq, a predicted model, not a curated record